This is a messenger RNA of Lineus longissimus, 7178 nucleotides long. RefSeq lists its product as uncharacterized. The transcript has 17 exons. Gene Ontology annotation, cellular component: cytosol. The record is from RefSeq and is a predicted model, not a curated record. Gene Ontology annotation, molecular function: SH3 domain binding. Lineage: Eukaryota; Metazoa; Nemertea; Pilidiophora; Heteronemertea; Lineidae. The coding region runs from base 111 to 5090 and encodes 1659 amino acids.
UCCACAUGUUGGAUACGAAUGAAAACAAGUUUUAAAGACUGGAGUAAUUCCUAAGUUUUCGCUAUGGAUUUCUGCCUUAUCCCUGGAUUUUAUCAACGCAUAAGUCAAAGAUGAAGGGACAUACUUUUAAAAUAACUUUGGGGCUGAUAGAAGAGGUGCUCCCCGGCCUCGACGUCUACCUCCGAUUCACACUAGCGCGGGAAAACCUCUCGCCAGGUGCCGAGAGCACGCGUGGAUACUUCAUAGAGAGGCUUGAUGUCUUGACGAAGAAACCAUAUGAAGUCUGGGACCGGGUACCACGCGAGUUCGAAAUUGAAGAACCCGAACCACCUCCGCCAAAAAUCCCGCCGCGAAUGCGGAAAAUUCCACCGCUGAGCGCGGGGAAGGUAAAUGGUGCGGAGAAGAAAACAGAGAAAAUUUGUGAUGAUGCUGCAACGGCGAGAGUUUCAGCUCCUGACGAUGGGGAUUCAAAUUGUGUGUCAGCCAAUCAAACAGAUUCUAAGUUGAAACCAUCGGUUCCACCAAAGCCAGAACAUCUUGUGACCUUGGUGCGGUCGCGUUCAAGGUCGCGACCACGUUCCGGUUAUUAUAAUCACUCGAGGAUGAAACCGCCAGAAGCAGACGGCGGGGAGGAGUUGGACAGUGAGGAGAAGGAUGUGACCUUGGGUGAUGUGACCUUGACCGGGUCAGAGGUCAAGGUCGAAGAGGAGGAUGGUGGGUAUGAACCAAUCCGUCGUCUUAUCGGAAUGGAAAAUGACUCUAGUGCUAUUUUGGAUUCUAAUGCAAAUAUUGAGAAUCGGGCGAAAGAGGAUUCGCCUGAAAUAUCAAAUUUUGUAGAAGAGGAAUCUGACAAUGUUCAAAGUCCUAGUCGCAAGUUAAGCAGUGUUUCCACUCAAAGCCAAGAUAGCGCUUUAGGAUUUAAUUUAGAUAUUCCAAAAAUAGAUUGUAAGAGCACGGAGAAUAUGUUGGCGAUGGAUUCGAAUUGUGCUAUCAAUGAAACGCCGAUGUUGAAACAUAAACCGCUUGUGGAACCGGUCGUAACCGGAGUGGGAGGGUCUCCGCCGGUCUUGCCGAAACGGCCCCAGUUUCUCACUGUGGCAAAACCAAAGGUGGCAGCGCACCAGUCACCGUCGUCUAGUCCACGGCUGGUUCGAGAAUCCUCACCAUCGAGAUCACCUCAUCGGAUAACAUCAGAGGAUGUCCCCCCACCGCUCCCACCAAGAAAGAGAGUGCCGCCCCCUGUUAGUGAUGGUCAACCUGAAGUGCCGUCUAGUGAGGGAGUUGGUGUGGAAGCCCCGGCGUUGCCUCCUCUACCACCGAGGCCACACGAAGCUCUCGGCCUCCUGACCCAGAGAGAGGCAGAAACAGAAGAAGAGUUUGUUGCCUGGCAACGCAUGAUCUCGCGGUCGAACAUCGUCGAGGAAGAAGAGGAGGGCGACUAUGAUACGAUUGACAAAUCUGAUGGUGAAGAGGGCAGUAAAUCAGCUGAGAAGAAGAAGAAGAAGAUAAGGGAAACAGAACUCUUAGGUAUGAUUAAGCGUAAAUUUUACGGCAAGCGCAUGAACUCGAGGGAAUCACUAAGAGAGAGUAGGUUAAAUGAGAGUGACGCCACUUCAUACGAGUCUUAUGACGAUAUGGGGGACCACCAGGAAGUCAACAGUAGCCAGGAGAAUAUCAUCGACCCUGUCCUCACGAGCAAGGAGAACCUAACUGCCUCAUCAUACUCUCUCACUUUCCCCAGAUCUUCCAAGACUAGCGAACAGCUUGCUCUGAGCUUGCAGAGAUAUGCUAAGGAAGAAAUCGACGACCAAGCGAUGACACUACCGAGAUUUAGGAGUUUUCGCAAGAGUAAACGAAAGGCAAAUAAGGGUUCGUUGGAUAACGUGUCUCUCUGUCAGCACGGUGCUGCCAACUUCAGUGGGGAGUUACAAUAUAAAGGAAAGUACCAAUGGACUCGACGCUUCUGCAUCGUUACAUCUGAUGAAUUCCUCUGCUUCAAGACAGAGCGCGACAGCCGGCCGGUGUUGUCGUUCGCACUGAAAGACUUCGAUGUGGCGUACAUCGAGAAGGAGGGCAAGAAGCAUCACGUCAUACGGCUGUCUCAUCCGGGAUUCGAUACCCAUCUCUUCAGCGUUGACUCCAAGGAUAGAGCGGACAUGUGGAUUGAGCAAUUCAACUCGAUUGGAAGAAACUUGGAGAAGAAUCGCAUGUCAGCUGAUAGUCUGGAUGGCAUCAGGACAGAGGAUGGAUCUUCAACAUCAACACCCUCUCAAAUGAACAGCCACAAUUCCCUGUCCAAUAUUUCGCAGACCAGUUCAACAAGUGACAGCGCCGAUACACAUUCCUACACCCUGGCGCCCUCUAUGUCUGGUUCACAAUACUCGGUGACGUCUAUGAUCGUUGGCUCAAAAGAAUCAACAACUCCUUCACCGCUGCGCAAACAAACCAAACGACCACUGUCAACGCCCUCUAGUAACGAUGUGAUAAACCGUGCAAUCGUUCUGUCCAACCCCUCCACCCCUACUGAUAUGAAGCUUACCCCUUCACCGAGUGGACAACGCCACUCGGCACAUCACCUUAGCAACCAGAAAUCAAGGCGGACGUCACAGUUAUUCGGCAGCUGGGGUAAAAAGAAAACCAAGAAGUCCACACCGAACGCCGAGCCAUCUGCGCCCAUAAAUUUCGAGGUUUACGAAGGAUCGUCGUAUGAUGUUUCUGUCUCAGGUUACAUGAAUGUGAAAAGUCAGCUCAGCAGCCAUUCGCCAGAUUGGACCAGAAAAUACUGCCGAAUCAAGAACGGCUUUUUCGAAUGCUACAAAGACAUCGCUGAUUAUCGACAUGAGUUCAAUUUCCCGCUGGUCGGCUGUGAGAUCUUGACGGCACGAGAGGCGCACCAUGACCUUGCCAUCAAGGUCGUCCAGGGCGACAUUGAGAAAGUCUUUAUUGAGCCUGGCAACACCCUCGAUCAAGGUCGCUGGUUGGCCGUCCUUAUCAAGGAGACGACAUGCUGCUCCCAGCCUCCACCUGGCUCAGAUGACGAUGAUGCCAUAUCACCUUUGGUCCUGUCGCCGAGCUCGGAUAAUCUUGACGAAAAAGUCUUCUUUGAAAACGAUGUGCAUUCUGAUCCGGGGUCGGAUGGUUCCGAUGGAUAUGAGCAGCAAGCUAUCAAUAGGAAUUCCUUUGAUACGUACGAUAGGUUGAAGGACUCAGAUUCUGAAAAUAGCUAUAUUGAGAAUUAUGGUCCUGAGGUACAGGCGGUGCGGGAGGCAUUGACAUCUGGUGCAAAAACGGUGAAAAAUCCUGAUGAUGGUUGUACAAGACUUAAAGAGGAGCGCUUGAAAUCUGAUUCAGACAUAGUCGUACGACCAAAGAGUAAAGUGUUGGAUGUGUACGCCAAAGUUGAGAAGCGUGAUUGGCGGUUUUCUGCGCUGAUGGCGGAGGAGGCGUCCAGUAAACGUUCGUCCGUCGCGAGUGAGUAUGAUGAUAUUUUAAGCGCGGUUAUGAAAGUUAGUCGGAAGUUUUCUGAAGUACCCGUAAAGUCAUUCAUGAGUCGGAGUUUGAGUUUCGAUACGGGAAAGUCUUUGAAAGCUGCAGCGGAGAGGGUGCGUGAUUUGGACGCGAUAGCGGCGAAGGGGUAUGAAAGCUUUCAAGAACUUCAUAACAGUCGUCAGGGAAGCUCUGAAAGAGAACUGCUAGAUUCCUCUGGUGGUACGAACAGUAUAGAGGGCGCUGUUAUAAGUCAGGAUGAAUCCUCUGUGAUAACUCUCCCUUGUGGUGAAUCUGAAACUCUUGGUGCUGCUAUUGAUAAGACCUUGUCGGAUGAAUCACCAAUUAUUCAUAAAAACACUGGAAAGACUAAGAACUCUGGUUCACAUCGGCCCCGGAGUGAUGUGCUGUACCCUGAGAUUUCAAAUAGUUUCGGAAGCCUCGAUGAAAUUUCAUCUGAUUCAAGUUCGGAUGACGAUUCGUCUAACGCACGGACACUUCCUAAUCUAGAUGAAGGAAAGGAACAAACACCCGUCAAAUUUUACGAGAGUUCCGAUAGAAAAAAAGACAGUGGGAUAUGCGGGGACAGCAACGAGUCAAUUAGUGCAUUGAUCAAAGAUGAGGGCGCGAAGGUUCGUGAUGAUGCUAAAGCACAGCUUCGUGAGCAUGGCGAGGCCACGGACGACCAGAGUGAAAAACGUAAAACCACCGACAGUAUUGAUAAAGUUUUAGCGGGAACUUUUGUCAACACUGCCACGAGUGUUUACGCAAAGGAAGUACCGGUCAACAUUGAGGACAGCGAAGAUGAUAAACAUUCUAGUCACGAUGGAGCAGAGGAAUCAGAUCACGAAUAUGACGAUAUUGACGAAAAGAAGCGCAAUAGUUUUGUCCCAAGAGAUGGCGCUACUGAUUUGGCGGAAGAUUCAAAGCUUGACAAUGAAGAUGAGAACGUUUAUGAUGAGAUAGAUAAGGAGAAUGAUGGUGAAGGUCAAAGUUCCAAGGUCGUCGUUGAAGUUCAUAAUUCCAAGGUCGUUGCUAUUGGUGAUGAAGCAGCAAAGGGUGGUUCUGAAGGACAUCAUGAUUACGCCGACGUUGAGGAUAAGGAGAAGAAAGAGGGCGUUGCAGAGGAGGAGAGUGACCAUGAUUAUGACCCAAUAGAGUUCAAGGGAGCGACUGGUGAGGGUGCCGAAGGGAGACCGUCGUCUGAGAGUGAGUAUGAAGAAUAUGAGGAUCACGAGGAGGAAUCCGUUGAAGAAUAUGAGGCUCACGAGGAGGAAUCCAUUGAAAGUAAACAGGGAAGAGCAACUGCUCUUCAUGCUGAGGUGCGUGUCAAGAAGAGAGAAUGGGCACAAUUCAAGAAACUUAGGCUGGCCUUAGAAAAUCAACGAAUCCAAUCUCGCGACCCCGAAGAAAAGAAACGUCUAAUCACGGAAUACAACGACCUUGACGAGAAGAUCAAGGUGAUCGAGGUGGAGCUUGCCGCCAUGGUGGAAGAGCACCGAGCGCUCUCGAGUGCCGUCACCAAACACUUUCAGUCGCAAGGCCUUAUGGGAAGGAAACUGAGCGCCAUUAGCAUUGAGAGUUUCAUGAUGACGGGUAAAUAGCACAAUUUGAUGUUUAGCCGUCUUGUUGAGUUUGAUUCUUACUCGGAUAGUUUUCGUUAUGAAUUUUUUCGACAACCAGGAUUUAGUUUUGUGCUGACUAAAAAAGAAAGUGAUAUUAGUGACUAUUUUUGAUGAUUUCUUUGUAUAAAGUUUAUAAGGCCAAUUUCAAUCAUAAUUAUAGCAGACUUAUGCAAACAAUGACUCGUACAGUUUUGUACAAGGUAAUUUUAUAUGAAGAUUAUAUUUUAUGAUUGUUGAAAACAGUAAGAAAGUUGUAAAAUACCAGAUUUUGUAACUGGUUACGCAUGUGCUUGAAUGAUUACUGGAGAUAAUCAGGUGUGCGCAUGCAUUUAAACCGGAUAUCUAAUGUUGAGAACUUAUUCCUUCUUCUGCUGAUCAUGGCGCUGACAGAAAGUCCUCGAUGGAAUCGUAGGAAGGACAAUAUGGCUAGGACGUUCCUAGGGUGUGUAUACAGAAUGAGGAAAUGCAUGGUUUGUUUCUCAUUGAAACAAUCAUUACUUGGUUAUGGGGUUGAACUUCACUUGGAGACUGAUAUUUUUCCAAAGUUCGUGAUCAUUUCAUAAAUUAUGCAAAUUUUCAUCACAAAUUUUGAGUUUAGAGAUGUUUUAUAACGUGAAUAUGUAUUUGAAUCUUAUAUUUUUGGGUUUACAUGGAAGCUUAGCUUUUGGGAAGAAUAUUUUAUGGGAUUUUACCGUUCAAAAAUGUUAUCAUGAAAAGUGGUGAGUGAAAUUGAUGUUUUUAAUCAUGUUUAGGAUGACAAUUAUAGGGGCUAGAAAGAAGGAUCAGAGAUUUAUGCCACCUUGGAUUUCAAGAUAGAACUGAUGUAACCUCUGAUAUGGGUUGAUAUUUCAUAAAGGUUUGAGUGUUUGUCCUUUUAGAUGUUUUUACUGACGAUUUUGAUACUAACUUACAGCGAUGUUCAAUCAAUGUUUUAUAAAGCAGUAUUUAUGUGUAAAACUUAUGCAAAUAAGGUUAUACUUUGUAGGAAUGUUGCCAUGGUAAUCAUUGUCCGAAUGUUGAUGUUUGUACUCGAGAAAUCGUUUUGACGCCACAUGAGCUGACACUCAAAUGAUGUGGCCUGAUAUUAUAAAUGGGCCUUCAUGCAUCUCACCAAACCAAGUGGUGCUUUGAAUAUGUGUACUCACUUUCCCUUUAACUCUUAUGUUCCAAUAGGAACACUCUAAUGAGGGUACUGGACACUCUAAUGAGGGUACUGGACACUCUAACGAUCAUGUUGAGUUACUGUUUCCCAUUUUCCCAUUUCGCUGUUUUCGGUGGAAAAGGUCAAAUGGAAAAGUACUGCACCAAGUUACUUUUGUGAAAUUACUGCCUGAUAGAUAAGAUAACCUUGACAAUCUUUCAUUCAUCAAAGACAAAUAUGUCCCAACCUUUGUGUUUUUGUGAGAGUGGACAAAUGUUCUAAAUGUUCAGCAGAUUUACAUGACUUCAUCGCCUUAUAAUCCGUGAUAUUUUAAUUGUAUCCUCCGAUAGUAUCCCUUUGGAUCACUUCGGAAAUACACUCACAGAGGAGUGUUUGGGAACGGUAUGAUGUCUUGCUGUGGGAGAGUGUUUGAGAUGGUAUUUAGAUUUGAAAUAAGGUGUUAGAAAAUGUGUAUAUAAUUAGAUGACAGUAUUUUAUAGUAUGAAUAUUUUAAUGUAUUAUCCUUGCCACCAGAGGGCUCUGCAGUUUUGGCAAGUGGAGCCCCCUGGUGUUCAAGAGUUGAUUUAAUCAGUUUUCUGCUUCAUUGUCUGUAUUUGUUUGGUAGGACCCCAAUUAAUGUAUUAUCCCAGCCACCAGAGGGCUCUACAUAUUUGACAGGUGGAGCCCCCUGGUGUUCGAGAGUUGAUUUAAUCAGUUUUCUGCUUCAAUGUCUAUCAUUUAUACCCAGCUUUUAUAAUCUACGGUCUGAUGUAUAUAUAUUAGCUUCAUAGCGCUUCCUAAAGCACGAAUUUUUACCAGUCAUGAUUUUGGUAUGAAAAAUCAGAUAUGUAUAUAAUAUUAUCUUUGAUUCCUACAUUUAUUACAUUUAUUGAAUGAGUAUUUUUCAAUAAAGUUAAAAUAAUUGA